Messenger RNA from Colias croceus (clouded yellow), 5058 nucleotides. RefSeq lists its product as uncharacterized. The record is from RefSeq and is a predicted model, not a curated record. NCBI's taxonomy places the organism in Eukaryota, Metazoa, Arthropoda, Insecta, Lepidoptera, Pieridae. The transcript has 16 exons. The coding region runs from base 552 to 2255 and encodes 567 amino acids.
GUUCAUCGUGAUGGUUGUGCGUGCACGUAAUUCGUAUUUAGAACCUUUGUAUAAAGAAAAAUGACACGGAAAAUCCUCAAAACAUAGCAUAGUAAACUUUGAAUUUAUAAAUAAUAAUUUAUGUAUCACAAUCGAUCACGAAUCGCAGCGUGUUAUGUAAGGUGAACAAGAAAUAAUGAAUUUAUCGGGCAGUGUUUGAAUUGUCGUUUUGUGGGAAUCGAUAUUAGGUGUUAUUAAUGAAAUUACUAAGGUGCUCCAAGUGAUAUUGUUGUAUAGAACCUGUUUAGACUACAGUUAAAUAUUUUCGGUUCAGUACAAUCGUGGCGGUAAAAUCGAUAGGGGUAAUAAAAAAUGCAUAUUUUCCCCAUGGUUUAAUAUCGGUUCGAUACAAGCCGGUUUCGUUCUGGCCGAUGUUGUGUUUCUGAUAGUGCGAUCAGUGAUAUAAUGAUAUGAGUGAUAAAAUAUUGUUGUGAUUUCUAUCCUGAAACACUAAGGUUCACCAAACGAAUGACAAGGACUCGACGGUGAACUAUUAUGUGAUUUGGCGCGCGAUGGCGGCCAUUUUGAAUAUGUUCCGGUUCGAAUUGAGCGUUGUUUUGGCGCGAAUCGUCCUGCUGCUCGCGUGCUCGGUGUACCCGUCUUAUGGUGGCUGCAGCUUCCCCUCUGAGUGGACGGGCAGCUGGUUCCAGUCGGGGAUACCGCAGCUGAUUGGAAUUAACUCCACGCACAUACAGACGAAGGGGGAGUGUUCAGAGACGGAGUCGUAUGAUAAGUUCCUGCUGUAUGACAGGAGCUACAACUGCUACAGGUGUAUGGUGAUUCACGAGAAACACAAAUAUGUGCUGCAGUAUAAAGAAACAUACUGCAGCCUCAAGGAUUCAUUAUCCUCUAUCUGCGACGAGAUAAGCGGUGACGCGCCACUAUACUCGAUGUUCAGAAAGGAACCGAGUCCGACACCGCAGCCCUGCCCGUUUCACCCGGCGCCUUUCACUUUUACGUAUAAUAGAGGCACAGGCGAUUGUACAUAUCCCCCAUCCCGCGCAGAGUCCUGUACAGAUGAUUCCAGGCUUCUGCUACGGUACAUGGCCUGUCCUGAUGUUCCCGGGACUGAGAGUAAUGUGGAAGAACUAGUCUGCUUGGCUACAUGGAAGGAGGGUUCCACUCGAUACCUCGUGGGCCAAAUAUCACAAGUCCAGAGGAGGAAUUCCAUAGCAUCAGAUGAAGAUACAUAUAGGUGUUUCAUAUACAAAGGGCAACACAGUGACAAAAGCAUGUCGUACAUAAUAGCUCAGUCGGGUGACGCAACUUGUAAUGGCCUCUCUUCGCCGACUGAUGGCAGUAGGACUAUGAAACUUACUACUAGUGACGAUGAACACAACCGCUGUCACUUCCCCAGCUGGAUUGUGGAGCAUCACAAAUGGUUCAGCCUUGAUCACACGCAUCAGUAUCAUUUCACCACUAAAAAUGCUACUUUGAAGAUAAUGAACACAGACGGUUCCUACGAAGAGAAGCGUCUCGUUUGUCACUCGAUACUCGAACAGAAAGACAAGAAACACAUAACACUAGUUGCACACGUUACUAGGGGGUGCGAGUCCGGUCACGUGUGCCUCAAGUUCCACCGGCGUGAAGGCAACAUACUCGAGCUGCAGCACGGCACCACACUGUGGGACGCGCCGCAGGACGCGUGCGCCGACCACGCGCCCGGGGACGGCGUUACGCUCGUUUCUACGCAAUUGACUCCAAUGCGGUGUCCUCUCAUCGGACGAUACUCGAUCAUAGACUCGCUGGCUGACAGGCGUCUGCGCAGACAACAGACAGGCAACCCAGACGAGGACGGUCACACAGAGUGUGUAUCUGGCGACUACGAUAGCGCGAGUAUCGGCUGUAGCGCGUCGCAAAACACCAUCGAAUUUAAGUCAGCAUGUAUGAGCACUGUAUACACAUGUUACGGCAGUUGGCAAGACGGUACCCGCGGCUACGUCGUAGCAGCCCCCGUAGCACGCUCCUCUACGCACCCGCGGACUUUUUGCUUCGUGUAUACUACGAAAGCUGCUAAUGCAAGUGGUGGCGGUGAGACAGUAUAUCUAAGUGCAGUGGGCGGAUCAUGUUCCCGAACUGCAAAAACACCAGACGCAGCGUACAAUCUCACCUCUAAUGGCACAUGCGAACAAAGCAGCAAGUACAACAGCGUCGCUCACAAGAUGGCGCCGGCGGCCAUCUUGCUGACGUCACUAGUGCUGGCCUGCGUCAGAUGAUACUCUUGCAACGUGUAGAUCAGUGUGGGGGUUUGGCUGUGUGUUGGUUGUUUUAAUUAUUACUUUUUAUAAUUUGGAAUUUGUGGUCUGAAUUAUGGUAGGUUUUGAUGGAAGAAAAUUAUUGGGUUGAACAAUUAUUUUUUUUUGGUGCAGUUUUCAAAGAUGGUGUAGUAUUUCAAAAAGAGUGGUUUUGUUCGAAAAAAACAAAAAUUACAACAAAUAUUAAAAUGUUGCUCUGGUUAAUUAAAAAAAAUUAAAAAUGUUUUUUGCACUACCAACCCCAGUAUGUUAUUUUCAUUAUUUUUUUAAUAAAUAUAAUUUGCAUAAAAUAACCAUAUACACAGCUAAACCUAACCUAAUUAUAUAUAAAAUAGCGCAUUUAAAAUUAGUGUUGCUUUAUUGUGAUAAAAACUUUUGGCGGGAAUAAUUUUCAAAUGUUGCCAGCUUUAUAAUGGCAGCUAGUUUAUACGUUAUUUAUUAUCUGUAAAGUAAUUUUUUGGGUUUGAUUUUAAUGUGGGCGUUUUAAAAAACGAGCGGUUGAGACGCAGCGUUUAUUUUUACGGGCAGCUUGGUCUUGGCAGCUAGUAACAUUUUUUAUGUUAUUUUUUUAUCGUACAUUUUGUGAUAAAAAUACUUUGUCUUAUUGCUUAUAUAUUUAUUAAAUUUAGAAAAUUUUUGUGUCACCUUAAAGUUUUUUGUAUUUUAAAAUUUUGUUUAUUUAAAAUACCUUGUGUAUAAUUUUUUAUUUAAAUGACAAACGAUUGUAUUUUAUCUAUUGAAAAAAAACGCCGCGUUCAAAACGCUCGUGUUUAAAACGCCUGUGUAUUUAAAUUUUGUAUGUAUGGACAGUGUUUCCUAUAUAUAUUAUUAGUACGGACGGACGAAUGUAAAUAUAGUAAAAUAUGACUUUUUAUAAAAUUAUCUGGCUUUGCGAUAUUUGAAAAAAAAAAAACGAAAUGUCAACGCAAUUAUUUGCCACUUUUUCGUGUUAAAAAUGUCCAUUUUAGUUUUGUCUAAUACGAAAUUUUUUUUAUUUUUUUUUUGUAUUAGGGUUGUCACAAAACCCAGCAGCUGUUCAUUUUAAAGAUACGCUCAAUAAUUAACGAAAUAAAAACAUUUUUAUAAACUAGGGACAAAUAUAUUAUAGAUAUAAAACGCUUUUAAUUGUAUGCUAACACUAAGUAUAGAUAGAUUAAAAUAUAAACAGCUCUGCCUUUAUUUGUCGAUUUUUUUGGUAUAUUUUGCAAAUUCGACUGUAAAAAAUAUAUAAAUAUAAAUAAUCCAGUAAAUGCACAAAUUUAUUCAUUCAUUCAUUCGAAACAUACCAGUUAAUGUAAAAAUAUAGGAAAAAUAUGGAAUUUGCGAAAUGUACCGAAUUUAUAUUAUUUUUUUCAAAAUAAAAACGAGGGAACAACCAUUUUGUACAUCUUAAAAUGUUAUUCUUCGUAAUUAUUGUCUUGUUUUUAACGUCUAUAAACCAGUGAACUGUUUUUGAUAGUGUUUAUUAAUAUUGUACAUUCAGUAUUUCUUUUUGACUCAAUUGUAUUGAUACAAAUAAAACUGAUGUUUUGUAUUAAAUUUUUUUGUAGGGCUGCCAAUAAGUUACACUUAUUUUAUAAGCGAUCAAAUAAUUUGUUUAUAUAAUUAUUUGCAUUCAAAUGAAAAAGAAUGUAUCAUAUUAAUCUAAAAUUCAAUAUAAUAUUUUUAUAUAUAAUUGGUAGCCCUAACUUCAAGUGAGGUAACUUUAUUAUGAUUUUUUUUAUAAAAACAUCCAUAUUUUUAUGUUUGACAGCUUAUUUUUUUAAUUAACGGCGGGCUACAGAUAAUCAAACAUUAUUACAAUAAAAAAAUUAAAUAAUUUCUCAUUUAUCAAAGCUACUUGCUAACAUAAAUCCUGACCAAUAGUAGUAUUUAAUAUAAUUGCUCAUAUAAUAGUUUGGAGUUUUAUUUGUGAUAUGAAAUACUUUAAGAAUUAAAAAAUGUACAUACUAGAAGAGAAGUUCCUCAUGAGUUUUCUAACUUUUUAUUUGUUAUCUGUAUUACGUUUAAUAGUUUAAGAAUUAUCGAUGCUUGCCUAAAAUAUUUCUAAAAGUACCUAUAUUUAAAAACGUAGCCGAGAUGACUAUUGUAAAUAAAUAGCUGAUUAAUUAAUUCAUAUAAUAUAUAAUUUUGUAAUCGUAACACAUUUUUUAAAGUACAGGACAUUAUGGAGAUAAUAAUAAUAUGUAGUUAUGUCGAAUUGAGAAUAUAACGGAUAACGAUGGAAUAAAAAAAACGCAAAAGAUUGUUUUUUAAUUUAAAUUUAUAAUUAAGAUGUUGAUGCACAAUAUAAGUAAUACACUGUAGUAUUUAAGUGUGGCAACGCAGUGACACAAGCGUUUGACAGACUUUAAGAUUGCGACUGAAGGACUUGUUUCCAUGGUUAUGAAUAAAUUAUUAAAAAAAAAGCGUUUGACAGCUCACGUCAAGUUUGACAUUGACAGUUGACAGCUGACAGCUCGUGUCACUGGGUUGCCAGUGCCUUUGUUUUAUUUAUUAUCGAGAAAAAUAAAAAAUAAGCGAACCCACAAUGUGAAUAAAUGCACUAAAUUGUAUGUAAAAACUGUAUUACUGUAUUGGGAAUGUUGUUUCGCUUGUAAAUAUUUUUGGGUUUCGGCUGUAAACGAGUUUUUUUGGGCUAAAGUCGGUUGUUUUUUUUUUGUCAUUUUUUGAGUAUUUCUUACGAUCGCCAUGAGAUACGAUUUGUAACUAUUAAUGUAAGCCUAUCAUUAUAUUUUGAUUACUGAAAUAUAUUUGAAAAUCA